ACAAAAACGCCUGAUCAAGGAACAGUUCGCGAAGUCGUUCUUGUCAUGAAUCCAGCUUGUAAGGUUGAGGAGAAUGGGAUCAUCAUGCUUUGCUUCAGAACCUGACAUAUUCCAUGUGACCAUCACCUGUAUUUGAUGUUUCACGUCAUCUCAAAUUCUUGAGGGUGUGAAAGUCGCCGACGAGGCUAGAUUUCCGGUGUGGUCGAUCUCGAGUUCCGGCACAUCCGUGGUGGGCCCGCCACCGUCCGCUGGCUAUCACCGGCACAUUAUUCGUCUGUUUCCUUGCUGACAAGGCUUCAUUGUAGUAUGUGCGAGCGCUUGCUUUUUCGAGCGUUGAUGGGUGGCACGCGAGGCGGAUUGUAUCAUGAUGGACGGUAAUCUUUCGGAGCUGGACCUGCUUCUUAAAGUGGUCGUAUUUCCUGUCGUUGCUCUUUUGCUAGUUGGCCUUUGAGAGUCUCUGCACUCGGAACUGCGAAGCAGCCCCUUGGAUCAAAUAUCGGCAUCCUUCGCCGUCUGCCUAUAGUCUUCCCACCAGACCAGACCAACACAAUGGACGUUGACUUGGAGAAAGAGCAAGGUCCGUCACCAGGCGCUAGAUCGAGCCAGGAAUAUGGACAAAUCGUCACAAGAAAACAGGGGUCAGUCUGGGUCAGAUUCAUCGACGGGUUUCGUCAAAAUCCGAAUGCCCGAGUUUCGGAGCAACUCGUCGACGCGGAUGGCAAGCCGCUUCCAGACCAGCCUGCAGCUCAACCAGCGCUGGCCAUGAAGUUGAAGCAGCGACAUCUGCAGAUGAUCGCUAUUGGAGGCUCCAUUGGUAAGCUCAAGCCGGGUUGGGUGCCGUGAGGACUGUGAAGUGCACAAAACAUGGCUAAUCCUUUGAUAAACCAAUAGGCACCGGUCUCUUCAUCGGCUCCGGCUCUGCAUUGUCAACGGGUGGACCUGCAGCCCUGGUCAUCUCAUAUUGUACGCUUGGUAUCAUGCUGUUUUGUACCGUACACGCGUUGGGAGAAAUGGCAGUCAUAUUCCCCGUUGCUGGCUCGUUCUCUGCCUAUUCUAGCCGAUUCCUGGACCCUGCAUGGGGAUUCGCCAUGGGCUGGAAUUAUGCGAUGCAAUGGCUCGUGACCUUGCCAAUUGAGAUCAUGGCCGCUUCAAUGACUCUGAAUUACUGGAGUGGAGCUCGUGAUGUCAACCCGUCGGCAUGGGUUUCGAUAUUCUUCGUGGUCAUUAUUGCCAUCAAUUUCUUCGGGGUGCGAGGAUAUGGUGAAGCGGAAUUCGUGUUUUCUAUUGUCAAGGUCAUUGCCGUCUUGGGGUUCAUAAUCUUUGCUCUUGUCGUCGAUGUCGGUGGUGGGCCAACGGGACAUUACUUUGGCGCCAAAACCUGGGACAACCCGGGGGCUUUUGCCAAUGGUUUCAAAGGCGUGGGCUCUGUGUUUGUGACGUCCGCAUUCUCGUUUGCCGGCACCGAGUUGGUUGGUCUCGCGGCCGCCGAGGCGGCGAACCCAAGGAUAGCGCUUCCAACAGCCAUCAAACAAGUCUUUUGGCGUGUAGUUCUGUUUUAUAUCGUAUCACUUACCUUUGUGGGCCUGUUGGUGCCGUGGGACGACCCGAGGCUACUCAACAGUGGCAGCACUUCCAACACCUGGACCUCACCUUUUGUACUCGCCAUCAAGAAUGCUGGUGUUGGCGGGCUUCCGUCUGUUUUCAACGCCGUCAUUCUGAUCGCCGUCCUCAGUGUCGGUAAUGCGUCCGUGUACGGAGCCAGUCGUACCCUAGCAGCACUAGCCGAUAACGGUCAAGCACCCAAGAUUCUCGGAUAUAUCGACCGACAGGGGCGUCCCCUAGUGGCCAUCAUAGUGUCAUCAUCGUUGGGGGCGCUUUGCUACAUUGUCAAUUUGAAACCUUCGCAGCGUCAAGAAGCAUGGAAUUGGAUGUUCGCGGUGUCUGGACUGGCGUCGAUCUUCACCUGGGGAUCCAUCUGCCUCUGCCACAUUCGUUUCCGACAGGCUUGGAAAUAUCACGGUCAUAGUGUGGACGAGUUACCGUUCAAGUCACAAGCUGGCGUCAUAGGUUCCUGGCUGGGCUUUAUCAUCAAUUGUUUGGUCCUUGUGGCGCAGUUCUGGACGGGCUUUGCGCCAGUAGGAUUCCGUGAGAUGAGUGCUUCCGACCGGACCAAGAGUUUCUUUGAAGGUUAUUUGGCUGCUCCGGUGGUGAUUGUGUUCUACCUUGGCUUCAAGAUAUGGAAGAAGACAUCGAUCAAGCGCACUGCGAGCAUUGACGUUGUCAGUGGUCGGCGCGAAAUUGACCUGGAGCAGAUCUUGGCCGAUGAACGUGCUCUACAUGCAACGUGGCCAUGGUGGAAGAAGACUUGGCAUUUCUUCUGCUAGUGCAGGAACCGUUUUAGUGAGGGUUUGGAUCGAUGCUCGAUAGAUAAGGGGUAGACUAUAGCUCGUUCUGGAGAUCGAGUCCAUCAAAUCUGAGGCUUUUAUUGGGAUCUGGUCCGGAAGACUCGAUAGCCGGAGGAGGAGACAGAAGAUGGAGGUGGAGGUCCUAGGUUUAGUCGCUCGGCGUAAAUGGUACAUGGCAGGGAUUGUCUGAAUGGUGAAACAGGCAGAGGAUGAGAAAGGGAUAAGAAAUCCUAGAGUACUGUAGUGUAGAGUAGUGUAGCGCAGAGUUCUGGCUCAGCAGCCUCAAUUGGGUCCAAAUGA
Messenger RNA from Exophiala oligosperma, 2705 nucleotides. RefSeq lists its product as hypothetical. The transcript is spliced from 3 exons. The record is from RefSeq and is a predicted model, not a curated record. Gene Ontology annotation, biological process: amino acid transmembrane transport. Lineage: Eukaryota; Fungi; Ascomycota; Eurotiomycetes; Chaetothyriales; Herpotrichiellaceae. Gene Ontology annotation, molecular function: amino acid transmembrane transporter activity. The coding region runs from base 978 to 2384 and encodes 468 amino acids. Gene Ontology annotation, cellular component: membrane.